This is a messenger RNA of Zootoca vivipara (common lizard), 4398 nucleotides long. RefSeq names its product retinitis pigmentosa GTPase regulator (gene RPGR). The record is from RefSeq and is a predicted model, not a curated record. Lineage: Eukaryota; Metazoa; Chordata; Lepidosauria; Squamata; Lacertidae.
CCAGUCCCGUCCCCCCCUCGUCUCGGGAACCUAGUUGGUUGGUGCCGGCGCCCCUCGCCUGCUUCUGUCGUCAUCUGCGGGCCCAGCGAGACGAGCGCGCGGCAGGUUCCCCGCUGCCUCCUGUUGUUUUCCUCUCCUCUCCCCCCACUUUGCCCUUAAUUUCCUCCGUAUUGCAUGGUAGAGGCAGGGAGAACCGGGCAAUUUGCUUCAGACUCAGGAGAGUUUGAACCCAUUCCUAGCCCGUGCUUGCUCAGAAAAUCAGGUGCUGUAUUCACUUUUGGAAAAAGCAAAUUUGCUGAUAACGUGCCUAGCAAGUUUUGGUUUAAAAAUGACAAGCCUUUUCACAUAUCAUGUGGAGAUGAACAUACUUCUGUUGUAACAGAAAAUGGUAAACUUUACAUGUUUGGAAGCAACAACUGGGGACAACUAGGAUUUGGAACAAGGAAUACUGUCAACAAGCCAACUUGUGUGAAAGCUUUAAAACCAGAAAAAGUAAAACUAGCUGCUUGCGGGAGAAACCACACCUUGAUUUAUACAGAACAAGGAAAUGUAUAUGCUGCUGGAGGUAACAGUGAAGGGCAGUUGGGAUUAGGUGACACAGAGGAAAGAAGCACAUUUCAUCUAAUUAGUUUUUUUAGUAACCAGCACAAGAUCAAACAGCUGGCAGCUGGAUCCUACACGUCAGCAGCAUUAACUGAGGAUGGACAGCUUUUUAUGUGGGGGGACAAUUCCGAAGGACAAAUUGGUUUGGCUGACGAAGCUAAUGCAUAUGUUCCUCAUCAAGUGGAUGUUGGUAAACCCAUUUCCUGGAUCUCUUGUGGAUACUACCACUCCGCCUUAAUAACACGAGAUGGAGAACUUUAUACUUUUGGGGAGCCUGAGAAUGGAAAACUAGGUCUUUCAAAAGAGCAACUGAAAAACUACAAGGUGCCACAACUUGUUUCUGGAAUUUCUGGUAGGGCCAAUAAGGUUGCCUGUGGAGGAGGACACACAGUAGUGCUUGCAGAGGGGAAGGUCUACACAUUUGGCCUUGGCCAAUAUGGGCAGCUUGGACAUGGUACAUUCAUUUUUGAAAUUUCUGAACCAAAGAUAGUGGAUUAUUUGAGAAAGCAUAAAAUCUGUAACAUUGCCAGUGGGGAAAACCAUACAGCUGUAGUAACAGAGAAUGGCCUUAUGUAUACCUUUGGAGAUGGACGGCAUGGCAAAUUAGGACUUGGGGAAGAAAAUUACACCAAUCAAUUUUUUCCUACACUAUGUUCCAAUUUUUGGGGGUUUGCUAUACAGUUGGUUUCCUGUGGUGGUUGUCAUAUGCUAGUUUUUGCCACACCGAGGCCUAAAGAACUGGGUGAAACUCAUGUGACAGACCAAAAGGAACACCACUUGUCUGCUGUGGUCUCUGAAGUGGGUGGAGAUGCAUUAGUAAUAGACACCUUCCAUCGGACGUUAUCAGCACGCUUGCGGCGGAGAGCAAAGGACAAAUCACCGGAACAGGUUAAUCGGCUGGUACGAACACUUCCUCCAUUAGGAGAAGGUCCUUCAAAGCUUGCAUCCUGUGCCAUCAGCAACACUAUUCCCCUUGGUAUACUCAGAUCAAACCACCUUGACUCAGAGGCAGCUAAUGGAAGUCAAGGCACCCAAUCUGCUUUGGAUGGUGAAACAGGAGAUAAGAAAGAGGAGAGCAAUGAUGUAGAGAGCUCAGCAGAAGAUGAUUCAGAUGAAAAUGAGGGUAGAACCCUUGGGAACACCACAGAUGUCUUGAAUAUGACCCACGUGAUGAGAGUGAAUCCCGAUGACCAUUCCUUAGAGUUAGCACCAGUACAAAAACAGAAGGAUCAAAAAUCAUCUGAUGAGGAAGAGAGUGAUGGUGGUGAGAAUCAUGACAAUGAAGAAGAAGAAGAGGAAGAGGAGGAGGAGGAAGAAGAAGAAGAAGAGGAAGAGGAGGAGGAUGUUGAGGAAAUAGAGAAGGAAGAGGUUGAAGAACAAUAUACAGCAGAACACGAUAAUAAUCAAGCACCUGAAAAUGAGGAACAGAACAGCAAAUCAUUUGAGAGUGAGAAAAAGAACCAGACAGCUACAGAAACAAUAAAGGUUCAAAAAUCAUCCGAUGAGGAAGAGACUAAUCAUAAUGAAGAAGAAGAAGAAGAAGAAGAAGAAGAAGAAGAAGAAGAAGAAGAAGAAGAAGAAGAAGAAGAAGAAGAAGAAGAAGAAGAAGAAGAAGAAGAAGAAGAAGAAGAAGAAGAAGAAAUGGACAAGAAAAAGGGGCAAGAACCAGUUGCAGUGGAACAUAAUGAUGAUCCAUCACCUGAAAAUGAGGGACAGAGCAGUAAAUCAUGUGAGAUUGAGGAAACAAAUCAGAUGGCUACAGAAACUAUAAAGAAAGUAGAAGCAUGUACCGAAGAAGACCCAGCUAAGCAAGAGUAUGAAACUGCUGUGGCUUGCACCACAAACAAUUCUUCAGGAACAAUUGCAGACAGUGAUGAGGACAAGACAAAACUUCCGCAGAAGGCAAAAAGGUUUUCUUUUUUUAAACGGAAGACUUCAAAGCAAAAGAAUGCACACAGCUGUGAUGAAAACAAACUUGAAAAUCUUCCUCACAGUGAGCAGGAAACUGGCAAUCAAGGAGACUUACCUAAAGAGAAGAGUAAAGAUGAAAAUCAGAACCAUGCUGAAGAAAAUCAAAAGGAGGCACCACAUCAGGCCAAAAAGACGUCCUCUACCUGUGUAAUACUUUGAUACUUAAAUUUAUAAAGCUUGCAUAAAUGUGGCUUCAUAACUGGCAGCUUGCAAGCAGAUACUGCAAUUUAUACUUGAAAAUGAUAAUGGCAGAUAUAUAAUGAUCGUAUUGAUGGAUUUUUUUUGUAAAAUUAGCAUGUUUCAACUGAUUUACAUUGAUUUUGGACCAACUUCUUAGUAUUUAUUUGUAUUAAUAUUUUAGUUACUGCAGCAAAGAUGAGUAUCACAGUCUUACUGAAAUGUUGUGGCCUUAACUCUUGUGUUUUAAUAAAAAAUAUAUUUUUGUACUUCAAAGGUUGGGUUGAGGUAUUUUAUUGGUUUUUUUAAUAAACAAAUUUAUCAUUUGAAUCUUCAAGUAUAAAUUCACAUUGCAGUUGGUUCAGGAAGAUAGCCAGAAUAAUACUUGUUAAGCUACUUAUUCUUUGAGAUGAAGAUGUUAAAAACUGUAAAUAGUUUAGGACCAGGAUACUUGAAGAACUACUACCUGUUCCUAGAAGUUAUCAGGAGAUGCCCUGUUUUGUAUUAAUCAGGUAAAAGCACUGUGGUGCCCUGUCCUGGAAGAUUUCUUUGGUCUCUUCCCCAAUGCAAAUCGGUGUCAAGCUGAUUUUUUGUUUGUUUUAGUUGGAUGUUUGCUGAAUCCGCAGGAGGUUUGAAAGUCAAAUUCUUGGCUCUCCUUUUUCUCCUGGUGAUCUGAAUAGGAAUGAUAAUAUCUGCCAACUUGGUGUUAUUUUUAUUCAUGCUUUUGUUUUAUAUCUGUUUUAUCAUCGUUUAAGGUUUGUGAGCAGCCCUUAGUGCCUCAUACAAAGUGUCGCUUUAAAACUAAGUGUUUCCAAUUAAUAAGAAACAGGCAAUUUAGAGAACACUCUGCUCUACAGAAGCGAAUUCCAUUAUAUGUACUUAAAGCUUGGUUAAUUGGUAAUUAGGAUCAAGUGGACAAGUAAUGCUGAAAAAUGAGUUUUGAGGAAUGAUUUUAAGGCAGAUAGGUGUCACCGUUGAUGCAAUUGUCAACGCAUGUACUUCUCUGCAUUUUCUUUCCUGAAAACCCAGCAUUUUGCUCCUACAGUGGCUGACCAGAUAUGUCUGGGAAGCCCAUACGGAGGUCACUUUGCCUCACUUCCUCCCCACUGACUGGAACUGAGGCAACCUCUAUGUCCCUGUUGAGAAUACCAAACUGGCCUAAAACCUAGGCAGUGCUCUCCUCCAUCCCUGCAUCGGAGUAGGAAGAGUUGCUAAAGGCUCCGCUCCCCGUGAGUGGCGGCAGGAUACCGCUCUACUUGUGCCGGCCUAGGGGUAACUCUGAAAGAAGUCCCGCCACACACCAAAAGCUCGUUGGCGGCGGGCAUGUCUGGAAAGGCCUCGAGACUUUCAGAGGCAGGAGGGGAGCCUGCAGUCAUCCCUUUUGUCUGGCGCGUGAGACCACCGUGGUCUGGCUUACAAGUAGGACUGACGGAGGGAGGGAGAAAAACCCAAGGCGGGCGCGCCGAAAAGGCGGCCGCGAGCGUCGCCUUGAGCAAAGCAGGAGGCGACCGGGCGGGUUGGUGGUGUGCAAGUUGGUCCUUUCCAAGCUUCUGCUUCUCCCCCAUCAUACUGAUUCUGCAAACGGCCCGCAGAGGGACGUAGGGUGGAGGGAACAUACAUUUUGAAACCGCAGUGGAGGAAUUUUUU